UUCAGAAACAGCGAACAGUUUUGUUAAAGACUCGCUCCGUGUCUCGAACCCAUCCCCACCACCUUUUCCUCCGUGGCCGUGGGCUGCAGUCUGCAGAGCCUCUCCAUCCAUCACCGGCUUGAUGUUCAUCUCUAUUUACUAAAGUACCCUUUUCCCUCCCACUGUUACCUCAUGGCUGCAAGAGGACAAAUUCCACCAACCUUUGAGCGACGUCCUAUCCAGACUUCAGGGAUGAUGCGGCAAAGUGCAUUUUCUGGUUUGCGCACUGCUGCUGGCCAACGCCUCUUGGAGCCACUGCCUCCUCCCGAACUGUUGGAGAAUAAAAUUGCUGUUCAGGCAGCAGAAAUAGAACGGCUUGCAGGGGAUAACCGUACGUUGGCAGCCACCCAUUUGACUUUGAAGCGGGAGCUUGUUGCUACUCAUCAGGAAGUAGAUAGAACCAAUGACCACAUAAGAAGCAUCCAGAGUGAACAUGAUAUACAAAACAGGCGCUUGGUGGAUAAGAUCAGAAAAAUGCAAGCAGAUAUCAAAGCUGGUGAGGGUGUAAAGAAGGACCUGCAAAAGGCCCACAUGGAUGCUCAGAGCUUAGUAGCUGCCAGACAAGAGCUGACUGCAAAAGUUCAGAAGGCUACUCAGGAAUUGCAGAAAGCCCGUAUGGAUAUAAAGACUAUACCAGAUUUGCAUGCUGAACUUGACGGUUUGAAUCUGGAACACCAAAGGAUACGUGCCACAUUCGAGUAUGAAAAAGGAAUAAACAUAGAGCAAGUGGAGCAAUUGAAAGCAAUGGAGAAGAAUCUGAUUGGGAUGGCAAGAGAAGUGGAAAUGUUGCGUGCUGAGGUGUUGAAUGCCGAGAAUAGGGCAGCACUUGCAACAAGCCAAUAUGGUGGUGGUCACAUGAAUAUGCCAGAUUCUUUAUACCCACCUCCUAUACUUGGUGCUGGUGCCUAUAUUGAUGGCUAUGGGAGGCCUCUUGUUCAGUUGGCUGUUGGGCCUGCAGGAGAGGGGAUGAUUCCAUAUAGCCGCAGCAAUGCUGUAGCUGUCAGUGGUGCUGCUGUUUCUGGAGGAGCAUAUGAUCCCUCACUCACUCAGAGGUGAACAUGAAGAAGCUGCCAUUUAGAGGCUGCUGUUCAUAAGCUUUUCUGCCUUUUCUCGCAAUUUAUAUUUGUUGGUUUAGCAAUGUUGUUAAAAGCUGUAGAUUAGGGUCCUCUCUCCAUAAUUAAUUAAUCUUUCCAUACAAGAUUAUAAAACUUAUAUUGCUUUUCACAGAAUUCUUUGCUCUCAUAUUGCUUAAGACGAGUAUUACCUUUUUCAGAUA
Molecule: messenger RNA, 1315 nt
Organism: Corylus avellana
Lineage: Eukaryota; Viridiplantae; Streptophyta; Magnoliopsida; Fagales; Betulaceae
Product: protein FLX-like 4
Source: RefSeq, a predicted model, not a curated record